This is a messenger RNA of Halichondria panicea, 2399 nucleotides long. Its product is annotated as disintegrin and metalloproteinase domain-containing protein 10-like. The record is from RefSeq and is a predicted model, not a curated record. Bases 67 to 2286 code for a protein of 739 amino acids. The transcript is spliced from 23 exons. Gene Ontology annotation, biological process: membrane protein ectodomain proteolysis; Notch signaling pathway. Gene Ontology annotation, molecular function: metalloendopeptidase activity. NCBI's taxonomy places the organism in Eukaryota, Metazoa, Porifera, Demospongiae, Suberitida, Halichondriidae. Gene Ontology annotation, cellular component: plasma membrane.
GCUUGUGCAAUCAGCAGCUCCUCCCCCAAAUAGAUCUCAAGAUAAUAAUCCCUAAUAGAUCAAGCCAUGAAGAUGUGCAGUUUACCAGUCAGCCUGUGGCCUGUGGCCAUAGCCUGCCUUCUAGUGAAAUUAACCCAAGGUGAUCAAAACCUGGAUGAGUUUGUGAGACAGUACCAGACGGUAACUGUAGUGCCCAACGUUGUCAGUACAACUUCUAAAUCACUGACUGCUGAAAUUAAUUUCAAAGCUUUUGAGAGGGACUUCAAUAUUCAUCUGGAAACUCAUAAGACGUUAUUUGAUCCUGAAUUUCAUGUGGAGAUUAUAGGGAAAACUGGAAGAUCUGUGAAUCGUGAUACUGACACAAGAGGUUAUGUCACCGGCUAUGUUAAAGGUGAAGUUGGCUCUACUGUUCAUGGCAGAGUGGCAGUAAAUGCAGUGGACAUUGUUAUCAAAUCCCAAAGGGAGACGUAUCAUUUGGAGCCCUCUUCUAAGUAUGGCCUGCAUGGCAACUUCAACAGUGUGGUGUACAGGACCAGUGAUGUCGUGUAUGAGCUGGAGCACAAGUACUGCACAAGUACCGACUUUCCAAUGCUAAGACUUGUACAGGAGUCAGCUAAGCAGCAGCUUCACAGCGAUACCCUAACUAGUGAACUAAAAAGAAAGAGAGCAGUGGACAAUGACAAGAACACUUGCAGAAUUAAGAUAGUUGCAGAUUAUGAAUUCUACAGUAACAUUGGGAACUUGUUAGAAUCAACAACUCUAAGUAUAAUGAUGGAUCAUAUAAUGGCCUCAGACAAAAUAUACAGACGUACAAAGUUCAUAGGUACAAGUGGGGAGGAGAUGUCCACAGAAUUUGGACUAUCAGUGGCUUCAGCACAGAUCUACAUGGAUGAAAACCCGGCAACAAACCCUCUGGUUGGUGGCUUCUCAACUUCAGAGCUAUUGGAAUCAUUUGCAUCACUGGAGUUCGAUGAUGUCUGUCUCGGUCAUCUAUUCACGUACAGAGAUUUUCAAGGGGUUGUUGGACUCGCUUAUCUUGCCGACCCAAGUGGGCAAUUAGCUGGUGGAAUUUGUCAAACGCGCACUAGAACUGCAAAGGGAGAUUUAAACCUCAACACAGGAUUCACUUCUCUACUGAAUUUCGGCAGAAGGGUUCCUCAAGCAGUGUCCACCAUCACGGUCGCACAUGAACUCGGCCAUAAUCAUGGCUCCCCUCAUGAUCCUGCUGAUAAUGCAGAAUGCUCGCCUGGAGGUAGCGCACCCAAGUACAUUAUGUUCCCCAGUGCCACUGACGGUGGACUUGAAGAAUUCUCCAUCUGCAGUAGAAGAUCAAUCGGAGCAACGCUGGAAGCUAGAAGCAGCAGCUGCUUUGUGCCAGAGCCUUCUGGUUCAGAGUGUGGUAAUGGCGUAGUGCAGUCGGGAGAGGAGUGCGAUUGUGGCACUAAAAAUGAGACCUUGUGCGAAGCUAUCGACUCUUGCUGCACAGUAAACUGUACUCUAGCACCUGGGGCUAUUUGUAGUGCUGCUGCCAGCUCCUGCUGUGAUGGAACCAGCUGCAGUGCUCUACCGGCUGGCACAGCAUGUCGGACUGGCGAUAUUGCUCAGGAAGGUUGUCAAGAUGAUGCUGUAUGUAAUGGUACCUCCCCUGAAUGCCCCCCCACCACGCCCCUCCCGGAUGGUGCCAGCUGUAACAAUGGAGAGAAUGUGUGUGAGGAUGGAUCUUGUAUUGGAUCUCCAUGCUCGUUGUUCAAUAGCUCACAGCCAUGCUUCUGCAUGAAUGAAGAGGAGUUGUGUGAUAUCUGCUGUUUAUUUGACGGAGAGGGUGGAGAAUGCACUUCGACCCUCAACAGAGAAGGAGUGAAUUACACCCAAUUGUUACCAGGCUCCCCGUGUGCCAACUUCUCAGGAUAUUGUACCAGUGAACACAAUUGUCUCCGCAUCAACAACGAUGAUCCAUUGAACAAUCUAAAAAAUAUACUUGAAGUAGGCUUUACUUCUAUUGCAAAAUGGCUGGAGACAUACUGGUAUUGGAUUGUCGUCGGAUUGGUUGGUUUCAUUGUCCUGAUAGUUCUUGUUCAAGUCACUUAUCGUCGGAAGAAGAUCAGUUCAAAUAUAACUGAAGAGAACGACACCAUUGCUACUAGCAACCAGAGGAGAGGUGGGCGAUUGAACAAGAGGAGAAGAAGAAGAGGACAGGAACAACCUACUGCCCAGACUUAUGGCUACUUUCAGAGAAGACCCAUUGAAGAAGAAGCUGAGACAAGCACUCUUAUUUAUAAUAACUAACUAUCAUUUUAUUUUUUACUUUUGUAUGUGUGCUUACACUAUUGUUAUCCUGUCCCAUUUAUGUCCUGAAUGUUCAGUGCAGCAGAGGAAUGUCUCUUUGUUGAAAUUACAAA